Pseudogymnoascus verrucosus is the source of this 855-nucleotide messenger RNA. RefSeq lists its product as uncharacterized. The transcript has 2 exons. NCBI's taxonomy places the organism in Eukaryota, Fungi, Ascomycota, Leotiomycetes, Thelebolales, Thelebolaceae. The coding region runs from base 110 to 769 and encodes 219 amino acids. The record is from RefSeq and is a predicted model, not a curated record.
UCAUCAUCACUACCAUCAUCAUCACUACCAUCAUCAUCACCAUAACCAUCACUACCUAACUCACACCUAAACUCACCCCACCUCCACCACCACAACCACAACCCCAAUCAUGCACUACACCGCCGCAACCGCCAUCCUGGCCUUCGCCUCCGCCGCCGUCGCCGCUCCCCAGCUCGACAAGCCCAUCUCCCCCCCGUGGACGCAGAGCACCAACUUCCGCCUCGUCGCCAACGUCACCGGCGCUGACCUCACCCCCUCCAUCCAGGACUACGUCCUAACCUCCUACCACGUCGGCGCCGGCCAGGCCGCCGCCGUCCUCGUCCCCAACGACGCCACCAACCCCGGCCGCCAGUUCUACGUCAACGGCACGGCUGAGGACAUCCGCUACAACCGCGGCAACAUCCUCACCAGUGGCGGAACUCCUCCCUUCCCCUUCGGCAUCCAAGUCUCCCCCGCCCCCGCUACUGCCGUCACCAUCAACGCCGGCCUCGGCACGACCAGCGUGGGACUCGAGCGCUUCCCUUCCCCAGUGACUUACCUCACUGCCCCUGAGGCGGCCACCUACGUCGCUUGCAACCAGCAGCUUCCGUUCAGCGAGGCAAUUGCCCUGAAUGUGCUGCGCACUGGCGAGGCAGUCCCGGGUGGGUGUGCGCAGGUGAGGCUGCUGCCGCAGUGCUCGGAGGGUGAUGGAUCGGUGCAUGAGACUGAGAACACUGUGCAGUGCUACGUGGAUGUUGCGGGCAUUGACUGGAGCUUGUACAUUGAUUAGGGGGGUGAAAAUUGAGGGGGGAAGGGAGGAGUGAGAGGGGAGUUUUGUUUUCGAGCGUGCCAUAUUAUCAUAUUGUUUAAUUAGAG